Rotaria sp. Silwood2 is the source of this 552-nucleotide messenger RNA. The record is from the annotation of a GenBank genome assembly. NCBI's taxonomy places the organism in Eukaryota, Metazoa, Rotifera, Eurotatoria, Philodinida, Philodinidae.
AUGACCGUGUGGCAGCGUCGACCACUUCACCACGUACCCGGUCCAUACAUCUUCUAUAUAUGGCCUAACUUCUUUGUAUUUCAGGAUAUUCAAACUAUUCCCGAUAUAUCUAAGUUGAGAUGGAAAAGCACUGUUAUUAAAGGACAAAGUCUUGAUUCAGGGGGUGAAACAUAUUUUUGGAUUAAUGCUCAUCCGCAAGUUCGUAUAAAAGGCAUCUGGCAAACACCUUAUGGCAUAGACGGUGAUCUAACGGGUUAUCAGACUCAAUAUCAUCGUCAACCACCGCAAAUGAUUGAAAAAAUUAAUAGAAAUCCAGAUCUUUUCCAACUGAUAUGGCCACAAGAUCCAAUCAUAGCAAAAACUUACGAUCAUGGUAUCAUAGGUGACUUCCACAUUCUGCAUUAUAGAGCUGGUAGUAAUUGGAACCAUGCAAGUCAUAGUGUUGCGGUCCAAAAAUGGGCUAGAAUUAAAAGUGCAGUUACGAAAGCUUUAAGCGACAAGAAAAGUCAAAAUGAUAAGGAACUUGCGGACUAUCGAAAGUGUCAGCAGUAG